Molecule: messenger RNA, 2353 nt
Organism: Nematostella vectensis (starlet sea anemone)
Lineage: Eukaryota; Metazoa; Cnidaria; Anthozoa; Actiniaria; Edwardsiidae
Product: RNA demethylase ALKBH5
Exons: 3
Coding region: 48-974 (308 amino acids)
Biological process (GO): mRNA export from nucleus; mRNA processing
Cellular component (GO): nucleus
Molecular function (GO): oxidative RNA demethylase activity
Source: RefSeq, a predicted model, not a curated record
CCUGGUAAUUGUCAACGUUAAAACGAGGCUAACUGCGUAAAUCCAAGAUGGCCGGUGCAAACGCAGGGAAAAUUGUUGAUUUGCGUGAAAAACUCAAUCAAAAUACAGACCGCAACAGAAAACUACAACAGCAAAACAGAAAACGUAGACGAAGUGCAUCUAAGGUUGUAUAUGAAAAGCAUUCAAGCUAUGAACAAGGUCUAGAACUGCAGAGAGUUCACCAAGGCAUAUGGCAGCGGGUCCUCUUUGAUAAAGUCGAAUGCGAAGAAAUUGAAGAGAAAAUCAACGAUGUAGUCGUCGAAGCCGAUAGAGGAGUAUAUAAAGACCGUACAGUAGACAGAGCGCCCCUCCGAGUCAAGUAUUUCUUUGGAGAAGGAUACACCUACGGUAAACAACUCGAGGAGCGAGGUCCGGGAAGUGAGCGAUUGUACGCACGAGGAGACGUCGAUGACAUUCCGGAAUGGAUUUACGAACUUGUGAUUUCUCGAUUGGAAAAGGCCGGCAUCGUACCGAAAGACUUUAUAAACAGUGCAGUUAUCAAUGAUUAUCAGCCGGGUGGAUGCAUAGUGUCGCAUAUUGACCCUAUGCAUAUCUUUGAUCGUCCCAUCGUUUCUUGUUCAUUCUUCAGUUCGUGUACACUAAGUUUCGGGUGCAAGUUUAGUUUCAAGCCCAUCCGUACUACAGAUCCUAUUCUAUCGCUACCAUUACCUAGAGGAUGUGUUACUGCCUUGAGUGGCUAUGCUGCAGAUGAGAUCACACAUUGUGUUCGCCCUCAAGAUGUGGUGACACGAAGAGCUGUUAUUAUUCUUAGAAGGGUUCUACCAGAUGCCCCACGUCUGGCUCCAAGCCAAGAACCCACCCAAGAACAAGAAGAGAAUUAUGAAGAUGACGAGGAAGAAGAACCACCAAAACCACUAAAGAGAAAGCGUAUUGUGCUACAAAGGGGUCGCAAGUUGACUGAUCCCCACAGAUAAUCUCCUGAUUCUAUUAUCCUAACUCUAAAUGAGACUUGUAUUGUCAUGGAAUACUGUACAGAUGCCACAAGUAUUGAACUAAAAUGAGGUUUAUCUGAGUAUCACAUUUAUUUCCAGAGCAUAUUAAUAACUGCUUGAUAAAUAGAAUUUUUUUAAAUUACAAUUAUUCUAUUUGGAAAGAAGAGAAGCCAUAAUGGUUGAACAUUUUCAUAUCUUGACUAUUUAUAUUAUGCUGAGAUACUUGCCGAAAUAAAUUCAUUAUAUCACCUAUAAUCCUUUAUUCAUGAUUAUUCUGGCAGCUCACAUGAAAUAAAAAAUAUAUAUAUAUAUCUCCCUCUUUGAGCUACAGGACUAGCCAAAAGAUGUAUUGAAUAGGGGCAGGUGUCAACAUGAUUUAUUGCCCAAAUCCUUGCUUGUGUUGAGACCAGUAAGCAUAUCUUUAAGUUUUGUGUGUUCACACCUGGCCAUUCCCUAACAUUAAUAAGACAUUUGUUGCUAUUCAAAAAGCAUCAAGUGUGUGCUUGCUUUACUUAUAUAGCCUGCUUGUUUAAUCAUACAAAAUGAUAAUAGUAUAAAAUCGUUUGACAAACAGUUGUCGUCAACCGGCUUUGCAACUACACGACAAGCACGCAUGUAAGCAUGGGUAAAAACCACUGAAGCGCUUAGCUGCAUAUAUUAGCCACUGCAUAACUUAAUAAUAAUAUAAUAAUAAUAUGAAUAAUAAAAGUAAUGGUGAUAAUGAUAAUAAUAAUAAUGGUUUAUUUACAUUGUAUUCACUAGGUGGCUCUUCAUCUGCGAAGAAACUUUGCUAAGCUAAUUAAGUAACAAUAUAUAUAUAUAUAUAUAUAUAUAUAUAUAUAUAUAUAUAUAUAUAUAUAUAUAUAUAUCACAAAUAUAUAAACAAAAAGAAAUUAACCUGACCUAUAUACAUUAUGUACAUAUAUACACAUAGCUUCAGACUUAGAUGCUGUAGUGGUGGCUAAUAUAUAUGCAGCAACCUUUAGUCAACAACUGUACAUAUGUUCAACUAUGACAACCUGCUGUCAAAAAUAAGCUUUUGAAAGCUGUACAUAGAGUUGAUUUUAUAGAAAGUUUUCUGUUCAGUAGAAGGAUGUUUAAGCUGAUAUAAUUUGAAUGCCAAGCCUGAAAAUGGAAUGCUCUUAUAUCAAUUGGGAUAUUUUGCUGUUACUGGUCACAGUUAUUUGUUAGUUUUUGUAUGAAAAAUGUAUGUACAGAUAAGUUUGUAUAGGAAUGGCAAUCUAUUCUGAAUGAUGUUUAGUUAUUAUAGUUAAUAAAGAUGGUAGAACAUUGUAGGGAAACAUGAAAAAAAAAAAGAAUUGAGUUCACUAAAAUGCAUAUUAAAGUUCAUGUUUCAUUGA